This is a messenger RNA of Cooperia oncophora, 1248 nucleotides long. The record is from the annotation of a GenBank genome assembly. NCBI's taxonomy places the organism in Eukaryota, Metazoa, Nematoda, Chromadorea, Rhabditida, Trichostrongylidae.
UCGACAACAGCAGCAGCAUCAAAGCCGCUAGCUCAGCAAGCUACGGGGAUUCCAAUUCCUGUGAAGUUCAUUCCACCAGGCUUACCAUUUCCAGCAGGGACCUAUCCAUGCUCAUCAUUGCCGUCAGUGCCUGAAAGCGCUCAGCAGUACCAACAGCAAAUGCAACAAAAUCCCUCUGCCUGUGCGUCUUCAUCGACGUUACCCCCAUCGCGUACGUGGAGUGCAGGACCAGCCGGUACUAUCCCGUUUCCUGCCAUACCACCUUCAACAUCGUUGGAGGGUCAUUCAGUGUACUACCCGGUACAGCAAUUAGUUUCGAGUUCUGCGUCUAUGCCUUAUGGUCUUUCUUCGCCGGUCUUGGUUUCGCCAUAUGCAACACUACAGCUGAACAUUCCACCGGUAGAUCCAAAUAAUCCAGAAAGCGCUGCAACGCUUACUCGAUCUUUAGAUCAGUAUAACCAGCAGCUGAUACGCUCUCAACUGGAUCAAGCUCAACAGUCAGCGCAGGUUGCCGGGUGCCAAGUGCAGCUUCUCAGGGAUCAACUAACGAGUGAAACUACAGCUAGGAUAGAGGCUCAACCAGAAAUCCUCGAGAUGGUUGCGUGGGCUAACUGGGCGGGGCCCAAUGGCCUGGUGUGCCAUUGUUCAAGUGCUUGUCUAUCGACAACAGCAGCAGCAUCAAAGCCGCUAGCUCAGCAAGCUACGGGGAUUCCAAUUCCUGUGAAGUUCAUUCCACCAGGCUUACCAUUUCCAGCAGGGACCUAUCCAUGCUCAUCAUUGCCGUCAGUGCCUGAAAGCGCUCAGCAGUACCAACAGCAAAUGCAACAAAAUCCCUCUGCCUGUGCGUCUUCAUCGACGUUACCCCCAUCGCGUACGUGGAGUGCAGGACCAGCCGGUACUAUCCCGUUUCCUGCCAUACCACCUUCAACAUCGUUGGAGGGUCAUUCAGUGUACUACCCGGUACAGCAAUUAGUUUCGAGUUCUGCGUCUAUGCCUUAUGGUCUUUCUUCGCCGGUCUUGGUUUCGCCAUAUGCAACACUACAGCUGAACAUUCCACCGGUAGAUCCAAAUAAUCCAGAAAGCGCUGCAACGCUUACUCGAUCUUUAGAUCAGUAUAACCAGCAGCUGAUACGCUCUCAACUGGAUCAAGCUCAACAGUCAGCGCAGGUUGCCGGGUGCCAAGUGCAGCUUCUCAGGGAUCAACUAACGAGUGAAACUACAGCUAGGAUAGAGGCUCAAGUGAGUUGA